AUGGCUACCGGAAAGCUCGCGACCAACUACCAGGCCUGGCAGCAGCUCGAGAAGCUCUACCAGACCAAGGCGCCCCAGCUCGUCCUCAAGGACCUCUUCGCUGCAGACCCGGAGCGCUUCAAGAAGCUCUCGGUCACCUUCAAGUCCUCCUCUCCUGAUGCUAACAUCCUCCUGGACUACUCCAAGAAUCUCGUCGAUGACGAAGUCCUGAGCGCCCUCUUCGCCCUCGCGCGUGAGGCCAACGUCGAACAGUUCCGUGACGACAUGCUCAAGGGCGAGCACAUCAAUACCUCCGAGGGCCGCGCUGUCCUUCACAUCGCUCUCCGCAACCCUCCCACGAGCGAGGGCGGCUGGGACAUUAAGGAGGAGGGCGUCAGUGAAGUCCACAGAGUCCUUGAGCACAUGAAGGUGUUCUCGGACCAGGUUCGCUCGGGCGAGUGGAAGGGUUACACCGGCAAGCCCAUCAAGCACAUCAUCAACAUUGGCAUUGGUGGCUCCGACCUCGGACCUGUCAUGGUGACCGAGGCCCUCAAGCACUACAGCCAGCGCAACCUCACUCUUCAUUUCGUUUCCAACAUCGACGGCACCGACAUUGCUGAGGUGCUGCGCGCCUGUGACCCCGAGACGUCACUCUUCAUCGUCGCCUCCAAGACGUUUACCACCCAGGAGACGAUCACCAACGCAGAGACGGCCAAGGAGUGGUUCCUUCAGACGGCCAAGGACCAGUCGCACGUUGCCAAGCACUUCGUCGCCCUCUCCACCAACACUGAGGGCGUCACCAAGUUCGGCAUUUCUGAGUCCAACAUGUUCCAGUUCUGGGACUGGGUGGGUGGACGCUACUCCCUCUGGUCGGCUAUUGGCCUUUCGAUUGCAAUCAGCAUCGGUUUCGACAACUUCAAGGAGCUUCUUGCUGGCGCUCAUGCCAUGGACGAGCACUUUGCCAGUGCCAAGCUGGAGGAGAACCUGCCCGUCAUCCUCGCGCUCCUCGGCAUUUGGUACAACGACUUCUACGGGGCUCAGACUCAGGCGCUCCUGCCCUACGACCAGUAUCUCCACAAGUUCGCAGACUACUUCCAGCAGGGUGACAUGGAGUCGAAUGGCAAGAGCAUUACCAAGGACGGAUCGCGCGUCAACUACCAGACUGGGCCCAUUAUCUGGGGUCAGAGCGGCACCAAUGGCCAGCAUGCCUUUUACCAGCUCAUUCACCAGGGCACCAAGCUCAUCCCUUGCGACUUCCUUGCCCCCGCGCAGACCCUCAACCCCAUUGCCGGCGGCAAGCACCACGAGAUUCUACUCUCCAACUUCUUCGCACAGCCCGAGGCGCUGGCCUUCGGCAAGACCGAGGCCCAAGUCAUUCAGGAGCUAGGCGCCGAGAAGUCGAAGAACGAGGCUCUUGUGAAGUCGAAGAUCUUUGAGGGAAACAAGCCCACCAACUCCAUCAUGUUCGAGAAACUUACCCCGGGCACUCUGGGCGCUCUCAUUGCUCUCUACGAGCACAAGAUCCACGUCCAGGGUGCGAUCUGGGGCAUCAACUCGUACGACCAGAUGGGUGUAGAGCUCGGCAAGGUGCUAGCCAAGGCUAUUCUCAAGCAGCUUGGCAAGGAGAGCGAUGUCUCUGGACACGACAGCUCGACUACGGGUCUUAUCCACUGGUACCAGCAGCAUCGCCAGUAA
Cutaneotrichosporon oleaginosum is the source of this 1674-nucleotide messenger RNA. RefSeq lists its product as uncharacterized. The record is from RefSeq and is a predicted model, not a curated record. Gene Ontology annotation, cellular component: cytosol. NCBI's taxonomy places the organism in Eukaryota, Fungi, Basidiomycota, Tremellomycetes, Trichosporonales, Trichosporonaceae. Gene Ontology annotation, biological process: gluconeogenesis; glycolytic process; glucose 6-phosphate metabolic process. Gene Ontology annotation, molecular function: carbohydrate derivative binding; monosaccharide binding; glucose-6-phosphate isomerase activity.